AUGGAUCCGCUGCGUGGCGUUUUGCUGUUCGCUUUGGGGCUUCUACUGGUGAAAUCGAGCCACUUUCAGCUGGUGGAGAAGGAAUGGUGGGAAACCGCGUUGGUUUAUCAAAUCUGGCCGAGAGGAUUCCAAGAUAGCAACGGCGAUGGCGAGGGAGAUCUGAAGGGUAUAAUCAACCGUCUCGAUUAUCUGCAAGAUCUUGGAAUCGACACGAUUUGGCUAAAUCCGGUUUACUCGUCACCACUGAUUGAUUCUGGAUACGAUAUAUCUAAUUACGUUGAUAUAAAUCCUCUGUUUGGAAAUUUUGCGAAUGAAAUUUCAGAUCUGAAAGUUAUUUUGGACAUAGUACCAAAUCACUCCAGUGAUCAACACAAAUGGUUUCAAUUGUCGAGUAAAAAAAUUCCACCGUAUAAUAAUUACUACGUCUGGGCAAGUGGAUCUAGAGAUAAAAAGGGCAACAGGAUACCUCCUAAUAACUGGGUGAGCACCUACAGCAAUGAAGAGGGAUCUGCAUGGACAUGGCACAAUACAAGACAACAAUGGUAUUACCAUAAAUUUCACAAAUCCCAACCUGACCUCAAUGUGAGAAAUGAAAAUGUGUUACAAGAAUUACAGAAUGUGUUCAACUUCUGGUUGAUGAGAGAUGUUGAUGGUUUCCGAAUUAGUGCUGUGUCGUAUCUUUAUGAAGAUGAAGGUUUGAGGAACGAACCUAGUGUAGGAAAUGGAACCUAUACAUCUGGAUUACCAGAAAAUACUGCUCUUGUUUAUAAGUUUCGCUCAUACAUUGAUCAGUGGGUGAAAACAAAUAAUUCUACAUCAAAACUAUUGAUUGCUGAAGCUUAUGAUUCUGAUAAAGUGUUGAUAUCACUUUAUGGCAAUGAUACAAAUGAAGGAAUUCCACCGUUUAAUUUCCGUUUCAUUACUUCUGUUCGAAACACAAGUACUGCUGAACACGUUAAAAAUGUUCUGGAGGAUUGGUUUAAAGAACUUCCAAACAAUGCAAGCACAAACUGGGUGCUUUCCAACCAUGAUAAUUCAAGGGCAGCAUCGAGAAUCGGAUUAAAUCGCGUGGACGGCCUUCAUAUGUUAAGCCUAUUAUUACCUGGCCAAGCGUUCACUUAUUAUGGGGAAGAGAUCGCAAUGUUAGACAGAAAAAUAUCGUGGAAUGAAACAAUAGACCCCAUGGGUUAUACAAGAACAAAGGAAACAUAUGCAAAUUAUUCCAGAGACCCUGCAAGAACACCAAUUCCUCUUCAUCCAAACUAUGUAGAAAGAAACGUGGAAGCACAAAAAAAUGAGACACAGAGCAACUUAAACACGUAUAAAUUACUUGCUGUUCUUAGGAGAAACAAAGUAUUUACUCAUGGAGAGUAUGAAUUUGCUGCCUUGAACAAUGAUCGUAUAUUUAUUCUAAGAAGAUUUUUGAAAGAUAAUCCUACGUAUAUUGUCGUCGUUAACUUGGGUCUACGACAAGAGAACGUUAACUUAACAUCGUUGUACCCAAAUUUAGAAGAUUCUAUGAAAAUUAUCGUUGCUUCCAGUAAUGCAGUUCACAUUACAGAGACUAUUUCGGCGCAAGAUCUCGUGCUCACAGCGAAUGCUGCGUUCGUACUAAAGGCCAAAGAGAUUCCAUGUGAUUGCGAAACAUCUCCUACCACAAACGCAACAACCGUAUCUCCUAUAACUUCCACAACCGAAAAAAAUUCGGCUGUUGCCUCUUCGCCGAUGUUGCAUUUAAUAACAAGUACAAGCAUCGCUGUGAUAUUAUUCAAAAUGUCAGCAUUUUUAUAA
Habropoda laboriosa is the source of this 1791-nucleotide messenger RNA. RefSeq names its product maltase 1-like. The record is from RefSeq and is a predicted model, not a curated record. Gene Ontology annotation, biological process: carbohydrate metabolic process. NCBI's taxonomy places the organism in Eukaryota, Metazoa, Arthropoda, Insecta, Hymenoptera, Apidae.